Molecule: messenger RNA, 1920 nt
Organism: Soboliphyme baturini
Lineage: Eukaryota; Metazoa; Nematoda; Enoplea; Dioctophymatida; Soboliphymatidae
Source: the annotation of a GenBank genome assembly
AUGGCCGCCGUCAGCGAUGUCUCGUUGAUUGGUCGCCGGACAACGCUGAAAGACAACGAGGUUCCUUCUCUUGCCGGCGGAAGUCAGCAGGUUCGCCUACUACGGGAGGCAUUGCAUGAAUACAAAAACGAUGAUAACUUAAUUGUGCUAUUCUUCGACAGUUACGACGUCAUCGUGAACGCGGAUGCGGAAGAGAUUUUAAAUCGGUUUUACAAGCAUGAAGCAAAGGUGUUGUUUUCGGCCGACGGGAAUUGUUGGCCAGAUUCGACCCUAGCGAUGAAAUAUCCCAUUGUCAAGUUUGGCAAACGCUACUUAAAUUCUGGUGCGUUUGUUGGCUACGCGCCGGAAGUGUACAAAAUGAUCACACAUCAGCCGAUUGAUGACGGAGAAAAUGACCAGUUGUUCUACACAAUGUUGUAUCUGGACGACCAUCUAAGGGAGGAGUUGAAUAUCAAGUUGGACAGCACUUCCGAAAUCUUCCAAAAUCUGAAAGGCGCAGUUGAGGAUGUCAGCAUCGAUCUUUCUUUGCCAGACAAAGGCCCACAGCUCGCAAACAACGCCUAUGGAACAUUGCCAGUUAUCGUGCAUGCUGCUGGAAGUAGCAGAAUUCACCUGAAUAACUUUGGCAAUUAUCUUGCAAACUGGUGGAAUCCGAAGGAUGGUUGCGUUGCUUGCCACGAAAACACUAUAUUGCUCGAACAAGAAGAUCAACAGAAAUGGCCUACCGUGCAGUUAUCAAUAUUCUUCGUCAGAGCUGCUCCGUUUAUUGAAUUUUUCUUCGAAUAUUUGAUGAAGCUUAACUAUCCGAAAUCUCGAAUAUCUCUGUUUAUUUAUAAUAAGAAAAGAUGCGAUUACCUAUUUUCGGUCGAUUCUGAAGUUCAUCUCGAUAAUCCGGAGACGCUACAUCUGCUCAUUGAGGCAAACAGCAAUAAUCUGACUAGGUCUUUCAUCGCACCGUUAGUGGUUCGUCUUGGUAAACUAUGGUCAAAUUUCUGGGGUGCAGUUACUCAGGAUGGUUUCUAUGCUCGCUCUUUCGACUACACCGCGAUCCUAAAUGAGCGCAGAGGGUUAUGGAACGUUCCGUAUGUCACAAACAUAUAUCUGAUCAAAAGCAGUCGCUUGGCUGAACUUAAAGAUGCUUAUUCAUAUGCAGUGGCACAGGACGCUGACAUGAGCUUCUGUCAGUUCUGUCGUGACAGCGGCUACUUUAUGUUUGUCGACAGCCAGCACUAUUAUGGCCAUCUUUUGGACCCUGAGGAUUUCGAUACAUCAGUUAUUCAUCCUGAUCUAUACAAUAUUUUUCAAAAUAAAUUCGAUUGGGAACGGAAAUACUUGCAUGAAAACUAUUCGAACGUUUUGAAACCUCACUAUAACUUCACGUUACCAUGUCCUGAUGUUUACUGGUUUCCAUUGUUUUCUCGAGAGUUCUGCAGGCACUUAAUUGAUAUCAUGGAGAAUUUCGGAAAGUGGUCUGGCGGAAAGAAUCAAGAUGAACGUUUAGCAGGAGGAUAUGAAAAUGUUCCAACGCGCGACAUCCAUCUGAACCAAGUGGGUUUUGAAAGGCAGUGGCUUUAUAUCUUGGAUACUUACGUUCGGCCAGUGCAGGAAUUGGUCUACCUUGGUUACAGCAAGCAGCCCCCAAGAGCAAUCAUGAAUUUUGUCGUGCGGUAUCAUCCAGACGAGCAGGCCUCUCUCAGACCUCAUCAUGACGCUUCCACUUAUACCACGUCGACUGCUCUGAAUCAAGUUGGCAGUGACUAUGAAGGUGGCGGAGUUCGCUACGUCCGGUACAACUGCUCCAUUGUUGAUAUAGAACCGGGUUGGACGGUUCUGCAGCCCGGCAGGCUUACACACUAUCACGAAGGCUUGCCGACGAAGAAGGGUAUCCGCUAUAUACUGGUCUCUUUUGUUGAUCCUUAA